UCAACCAAAAGAGUAAUGUAUCUAGCCAGUUUGUUGUCAUUGCUGUUUGGGGUCGUUUGGGUCGGCGCAAUGGGCUCCGAGAGCGUGGAGCUGCGGACUCAACUUCUGACGGCCAUCUACGAGACAGUCAAGGACCGUCAGCUCCAGGAAGGAGAGCUCAAUCUCUCAGAAACGAGAGCGCCGGAUUCGCAACCUCCAUCCGCAGCUUCGCAGAGAAAGAUGCUCCUACCAUUAGAGACGGAAAUAGAGUUGCUACGUUCGACCUCUCGAUGCUGUCAGAGCCAAAGUCAUCCCAGGUCCUAAUGCAGCUCGCUCUCAAGGUCCCAACUCUGGAAUACUUUGGCUGCGUCAGGUACCUUCACCUGAGCAGUGACUGCAUGAACAGUCUCGGAGACGCAGCAGGCAAUAGCGACACACACACUGCUGGACGAGGAGAGGGAGAGCGAGUGGCUGCAAGUCACAAUAGACUGCAACAACUGCAACUGGGAACUGAUGCAGGAGGUUCACCUGGUUCUUCAGCUGAGGGACGAUAACGAUGCCGUUGUAGCCUUCACAGACGAAACUGCUGCAGACCUAAAGUCUUUCCUCAUUUUGUUCACCCAGAAAUCUAUGUUCCCCCUAGAAAACAUCAGAGAGGCAGUUCGGCGACGAAAGAGGCAAGCGGAAAACACCCCCCAAACUCCGCUGCCGUCUCAAACAACACCAGUUGCCAUACAGAACCGCACUACACUAGCUGAGGUCUUGGAGAGAAAUGAGACCUGCUCGAGGCAUGUGGUGUUCUUGACAACAGCAGAGCUGAGUUACGAUGGCAAUGUGGUUGCUCCCACUCCCGGUGCCAUCAAACUGACCUACUGCCUUGGGAAGUGCAGUUUCGACCACAGACUUCCAACUAAUAGCAGCACCCCCACAGACCACCGUACACAGCUCCUCAUCCAUCAGUUGCUCAACAACUUACAAGCGAAGCUCCAC
Messenger RNA from Geodia barretti, 969 nucleotides. The record is from the annotation of a GenBank genome assembly. NCBI's taxonomy places the organism in Eukaryota, Metazoa, Porifera, Demospongiae, Tetractinellida, Geodiidae.